AGCCUUAAGAACAGACAUUCCUCAGAUUUGCUUUGCCACUUGCCACUGCAUUUUGACACGGCGCACACCGGAAACAUUUUCGUAGCCACAGCCUUUCAGAGACUCCGCCAUGGCACGAACCAUCACUUCCUCGGAGCUGGCACAGCACCAGAAGCCAGGUGACAUUUGGCUUGCGAUCAAUGGCGAUGUUUAUGAUGACACCUGGCUGAUUUCGAUACGUCCAAAAAUAACAGAAAAUGGGCCGUAAUUUGCACAGCACGUCUGAGGUCUCCAAAUUUGCGCAGCUUCAUCCCGGAGGAGCGAAAGUCUUGGAGGAGGUUGGUGGAAAGGAUGUCACAGAAGAGUUUUACGAACUGCACCGGCAUGACGUCCUUGGGAAGUAUGAACGCCUGAAGGUGGGGAAGCUGGAGGGCGAUCAUGUCAAAGUGACCACUGGCACCAAGGGCGUUCCCUUUGCAGAGAUCCCGGCCUUUCAGGGACAGGAGUCGCCCUUCUACACGGAGUCGCACAAGAAAUUCAUGAAGGGCAUUCAAGACUUUGUGAACGCCGAGCUGGUGCCCAUCGCGGCAGCCGCAGACCUCAAGGGUGAGUAUCCGACCCGGGAAUUGCAAAUGAAACUGGGACAGAGUGGAGUGAUGGCCAGCCGUAUGGGACCUGGACAUUGGAUGGAUGAGCUGGGACAGCUGGGCAUUAGCGUUCCUGGCGGCAUCAAUCCCAAGGAGAUCGACUACUUCCAUGAUGCUUUGCUUGCAGAUGGGAAUUCUUCAACAACCAG
This is a messenger RNA of Durusdinium trenchii, 775 nucleotides long. NCBI's taxonomy places the organism in Eukaryota, Dinophyceae, Suessiales, Symbiodiniaceae. The record is from the annotation of a GenBank genome assembly.